AGUGGCGCUACCCACUUUCUUCGGGUUCGAGCGUUGCUAUUUUCUUUCUUUUUUGCAACCUUUGCAGCGGAGCCGAGGAGGUUGCGCGCGCGCGGACGGGCUGCUGGCUCCCCCGAAGCUCCUGGGCGGGGAGAGUCGGAGGCCACGAUCCCCACCGCCGGGCUUCCCCCGGGCUUGCCUGGGAGUAAGCUGCCCCUUCCAGUGGGCGGGCAGGGCGCGAGCGGGGGCGCGCAGGACACCUCCUCCCCCCCGAAGGGAAAAAAAAGCUCCGGCGUCUUGCUGCCGGGGGAUCGGGCCCUCCGGCUCGCGCAGCGAGGCGGCGGAGGGCCGGGUGGGGGCUCGGCCCCUUCCCCGGCGGGGGCGGCGGCCACAGCAGCUGGGGGGGGGGGGCGCCGGGAAGAGGAUCCGCCGCCGCCCGAAGCCAACAUGGCUGAGAUCAGCAUCGACCAGUCCAAGCUGCCGGGAGUCAAGGAAGUGUGCCGAGAUUUUGCCGUCCUCGAGGAUCACACUCUGGCCCACAGCCUGCAAGAACAGGAAAUUGAGCAUCAUUUGGCAACCAAUGUGCAGCGCAACCGCCUGGUGCAGUAUGACUUGCAGAUGGCCAAGCAGCUGCAGGAAGAGGAGGACCGCAAGGCCCGAGCCCGGAUCCAGGAGCGGCACAAAGACCUGGAAAGGCAGGACUGCGAGAUAGCUCAGGAAAUUCAAGUCAAGCUAGUCAUUGAAGCAGAACAGCGGCGUCGGCAGGAAGAAGACGAUGAGGACAUUGCUCGGAUCCUGCAGCAGAAGGAACUCCAGGAGGAGAAGCGCCGAAAGAAGCCCCACCCAGAGCCCUUGCAGAAGAGCACCUACGAUGAGGGAUACUACCCGGAAAGCAGAGACCACUCGUGCGGGAGCCCCCGGGAGCAGGCUAGGCCUCGCCGAGCCCAGAGCGGCGAGAGGGAGCCCCAGAGGCUGAGGGAACCCCGACGGGCCCCCCCUCUAUUUUCCGAGGGGCUGGACUUGGAAGUCCUGGGGAGCUCCUCGGAAGCGAGGCAGGCUGGAGGCGGCCGGAGGGACGGCAGGGAGAGGCAGGACAGGAAACGGGGCGGCCGGGAGAGGCCUCAGAAGCCUCCUUCGGACAUGGAGGAGGAAAGCCGCCGGGAUGGAGACCGCCGGGAAAGGAAGCCAUCCAGCCAGGAAAGACAUUGGCGGCCCUCUUCGCUCGCGCUGGACGGGGAGGUCGAGCCCCCUGCAGGUAGCGGCAUGGGGUGGAGAGAAAGGAGGCCAGGGAGCCGAGAGGGUCGCCGCAGGACACCCCCUCUUCUCCUGGACUGGGAAGACGAAAGGGUGCGCCUAGACAGCGGUGGCAGACCCCGUAAGCCCCGAGAGAGGCGGUCCCCUUGCUCAGAGAGGUCCCCGCGGCCAACACACCUGAGCGCCGACAGGGAGGAAAGGCACCGGCUCGGCCACAGCUGUUCCCCAGACCCGGGUCGCCAGAGGCGACCACCACGCGAGGGCCGGGAGUCGCCCAAGCCCCCCUCCCGUGACCCCAAGCUGCAGGACCCGGAAGCACCAGCGCCCCGGAGAGGCGGCAGGAGGGACGGAGAAAGAGAACAUCGCAACAGGGCAAGCGCCUUGCCCUCCUCGCACUGCGGGGAGGACGUGGGAGCCGAUGCCCGGCACCGUAAGGAUCCAGGAACGAAAACGCGGGGGGCGAAAGAUGCCACUUACCACAAAGGCCGCCCGGCAGAUCCCCAGGACCAGGAGCUCUACGAUGCAGAGAUCGCCCGGAAGCUGCAGGAGGAGGAGCUGUUGGCCAGCCACGUGGACAAGAGAGCCGCGCAGGUCGCCCAGGACGAGGAAAUAGCUCGCCUGUUGCUGGCGGAGGAGAAGAAGGCUUACAAGAAAGCCAAAGAACGGGAAAAGUCUUCUCUGGAGAAGAAGAGGCAGGAGCCAGACCGGAAGCACGACACACACGAACUGGUGCGCCCGAGGUCAAGGGAAGGUCACGAAGGUCACCGGUCCAGAAGCGACAAGCCAACGAGGUUACCACUAUAAGCAGUAGGACGAACGAGGCAAUAUUUUUUUUGCUGAUACUGACUCUCUUCUGUAGCAAACUUUGCUGGAAUCCUUCCUGGAGAUCUCCUGGGUUCCUUCCAGCCUCCCAGGAUCUCCCGGGGGACGACCUCCUUCCUGAGCAUCGCAGACAUCGUCCACAAACAGUGCCUCUUCUUCAGUCCUUGUCGAUCUCCCUCCGGUCUCCUGGGCAGGGCAGUUAAAUCUUGCUUUCGUGGGGUACCUUUUUCACAGCCCAUCUCGCCCGUUGCGCAUUUCGGAUUUGGGAUCUCGUAGCACCAUCUUCCAGCCGCCGCUAUCCCAACGAGGAUCUCGUGGGCCUGGGAAGAGGGCAGCCAAAACAAGCCUAGGAUCGUAGGGCUGGGAGGGAUCCUCAAAGGUCAUCCAGCCCAACCCGCUGCAAUGCAGGAACCACAGCUUAAAAAAAUCCCUGACAGAGGCCUGUCCAACCUCUGCUUAGAAAACUCCCAUAAAGGAAAGCUCACCGCCUUCAUGAUAAAGGGAAAAGCUAUGGUGUUUGGGGCUGUUUCUUUCAAUGGGGUGGAAAUGCCUGCUGCUUUGCAGAGACAGUGGGGCAGAGAGGUUUUCCCCUCCCUCUCUCGUAAUUCUAGAACCCAGAUGCCUCUGACUGAAAUUCGGGAGAUUUCAGGGCAGGCAAAGAGGAAGCAAUUACAGUGGUACCUUGGUUCUUGAGCUCAAUCCGUUCUGGAAGUCCAUUCAACUUCCAAAACGUUUGAAAACCAAGGCAUGGCUUCGGAUUGGCCCCGGAAACAAUGCCGACAGCCGAAACGGACAUUCAGCUCCCAAAAACCGUUCGCUAACCAGAACACUUACUUCCGGGUUUGCGGCGUUCAGGAGACGAUUUGUCCGUCAACUCAGCCGUUCGGGAACCAAGGUACCACUGUAUUCACACAGCACGUAUUUAAAAUGUAGCAUCCGCUCUCCCCGUAUCUAGCGGUGACCACAAACUUAGAUGGCUUUCAAAGAGGGGUCGACAUAAUGCAGGAGAUGCUCUGAGUACCAUUUGCUGGGAAUUGCAGAUUUGAAGAGGGCCACAGCACUCCUGGCUGGCUUGCAAGCUACCCAUAGGUGCAUCUGGCUGGCCAGUGUGAGAAGACGAUGCUGGAUUUUUUGGGGGGGAGAUCCCGUUGGCCUGAUCCAGAGGAGAUGCUCUUGCACCCUUGUUGCCUCCUGGUAAGGCCGCAAUUUGCCAACAAGAUGUUCUUUGGCUCUUUCUCUCCCUCCCUUCCUCCUUAGCGUGAAUGCAAACAGGAGGCGAAGCAGGAGUCUAGUUAAUUCCACGACAUGGACUUGAGAAGGUGGUGUUGAUGGUCUUUUUAAAAGCCACACCAUUGCGAUGCUUAAGGCAACUUUACUUGGGCAUGGCAAAGAUCGAGUCUCCUGGUGUAUAAGUUGCAGCAUUCCCUCACCUUAACUUCACACAUGUGUAGGAAUUAAGUCCUACCAGGCUGGCUCCAGGCUGAGUUUUUCCUGCACAAAUGUUCUCGACAAAUUCUGAAUACCCUCAUGGGAGAUACAACCGCCAAACAUACUUUCGGCAUUACCCCGUUUCUUCUGAAACUCCUAACACAGGCAUAGGCAAACUCGGCCCUCCAGUUGUUUUGGGACUACAAUGUCCAUCAUCCCUGGCCACUGGUCCUGUUAGCUAGGGAUGAUGGGAGUUGUAGUCCCCAAACAUCUGGAGGGCCGAGUUUGCCUAUGCCUGGCCUAACAGGUUAGCUAUUGGCCUUAGAUUUACUUUCCUCUUAUUUUACAGAAGUUUCAGCCUUCGUGGUUUCAUACGUAUUUCUGAAACAAUGAGGUCUAGGAACUUUUAAAAAAAACUAUAGCAGGCUGUUCAGAAGUGCCUUGGGCAGGAGGAGGGGGAGUCUAGGUUGCCCACUUUGCCCUAAGAUGCCCCACCUAGAAGCCACUCUCCUACACCCUGGAAAAAACCCUCUAAAGGAAUGGCUCUCCUCUCCUUCCCAAACUUGCGUCCCAGCCUAGAUUUCACUGCCCUGCCCUCCCCUCCUGAUCUUUUAGGUUUGUUUCCCUUUUUGGUCAGAAAGUGUUAACUCUCUCUUGCAGCAAAUCGACCGGCACACACACACAGGGACUCCCCGUUCUGUUCUCCAUCUCCCACCGUGCCAUGUCCAGUGGUCUCGUUUUCUUUUUUUAAAUAUACUGUAUGGUUUAUUUUUAUAACAUAGAAUAGUUGAUGGUUGUUGGUUGGUUGUUUUUAAAACUGAUGAAGCUGCCAUUUCCCACUUCUCCCAUCAAAACCUUGUAUUUAUUAUUGCUCGGCGUUGAACGAUGCCAUUUCAGGUGCCAAAAGCUUGCCUGUGUUCACACACAACUGGGGGUCUCUCUUCCUCCAUCGCUCCGUCUUGUCAGCCUCUCCCAUGAAGCAUCUUCGUGGGGGUGUCUCUGGUGGGGGCCUUUUCUCCCUUUCCCUUGCAGGGUGAGCAGAGGCCAUGAGUCUGUUGACGCUCAGCAAAGGGAAAGGAAAUGGAGAGAUACCUAAACCUCUGGAUGUUUCCCCCCUUGUUGGACAUUGGGAUCACGGCAGGAAGAAAGUGUUGUCCUCUUGUCCUCGGUCCCCAGAUUACUUGCUGGUGCCCCCCCAAACAUGUUGGGAAACUUUGGGGAGCUCCUGUCAAAGACUAGGUUUGGGGGCCCAAGACUUUCUCCUUAAGGGCACGGACAUAACUGGGCUUCAAACACAUUUGGGGCCAAGGUUCUUGCAAGGGUGGGUGCAGACAGUGGGGACCGUUGUGCAGGAAAAUUUUUCCUGAGCUUUGCCUCCUUGAAUUUGGCACUGUUCCCUAUCCUCUGUUCCUUUCAGGGCAAGUUGUGCCGGAGUCCUGCCCAGUCGGUUGCUCCAAAAUAGUUUUCCCUGGCAUGCAGGUGAAACUGGUUUGUCCAAAGGGGUGUUCAUCAUCCACCACAAUGGUUCCCAAACCUUUUGGGACCACUGCCUCCUUUGUUCCAUAAACCCAUCCCGGUGCUCUUAUACCCUAUUAAAAAGCCUUAUUCAGAAUAAUGCUUUGCACUGCCCACUAAAGAAGGUAAUAACACAUUAAAGUUCAAAACAGUAACAAUUGCACAUUUAUUAAAUUCCAAACAAAACUAGUUUAACUAAUUUUUUAAAAACCUAUUUGAAGGUGGCUCUCCUAUCUCCUCUCAGUCUCCUCUUUCCCAGGCUAAACAUACCCAUUCCUUCAACCAUUCUUCAUCAGGCUUUGUUUCCAGACCCUUGGUCAUCUUGGUCACCUUCCGCUGCACACAUUCUAGCUUGUCAAUAUCCUCCUUAAAUUGUGGCGCCCAGAAUUGGACACAGUAUUCCAGGUGUUUGUCUGACCAAGGCAGAAUAGAGUAGUACUUUGACUUCCCUUGAUCUGGACACUCAACUUCUGUGGAUGCAGCCUAGAAUAGCGUUAGCUUUUUUUGCUGCUGCAUCACGCUGUUAACUCAUGUUCAGCUUGUGGUCCACCAAGACCCCGAGAUCCUUUCCACAUGCACUGCUGUCAAGCCAGGUGUCCCCUAUCCUGUAUACGGUAUGUGGUUGCUGAUCAUUUGAAGCUGCCAGGUGAGCACAGCUCUUUUCCCCAGUGCAGGGACCUCCGAGGUCUUACCCCAGGGGCCAGCAAAGCUUUUGUGGCUUGGGCUGGUUCACGGUUCCACAGACGGCCACGGUGGGCCGGAGUGUGUUCACACGCACGCGUGCGCAAACGCUAUUUCUGGCGCUCCUUCUGGCACAGAGGAGGCGUACACAGCUUCCCAUUGGCUGCAGGAGCUUCCUGCAGCCAAUGGGAAGCCGGCCAGCAUCGUGGAAGGCGGUCCCUGCUUUGCUCCGCGCCAGUUUAGCGUUGGCACACAGGAGCCGACCGAGCGGGCGGCGGGAGUCCAUGGGCUGGUUCAACGACCCCAUGGGCCUUAGGUUGUUGACCCCUGUCCUACCCACUCCUGGGAGGAAAGACCUAGAAAGGAAAGUGCCCUUUGCAAAGGCUGCCCCCUUUGCAAAUGCCAUCCAUGGGGCUCCCUGGGCAGAUCCCAGGUCUCAUUGCCAACGUGAGCUUACCUGGCUGCAGCUUGCAACUAGAGCAGGCACCACUACCACAGGGUAGGCAUGGCUUCCCAGGGAGGCAUCCCUUGUAGCAUUGGGGUGCUUAGCUGCGAUUGUAGGACCUCUGCGCCCAUCCCUUAGGGAACUUUGCACACAGCUGUAGAGCUGUAGCUGGGAAGCUGGACCCUUUCAUGUUGGGGGUGUUGCUUCCUGGUCUCAGUGGCUGAUGCCCCUUAAAUAUAUGUGGAGCACAGUGGGAGGCAUUAUGGGCACCUGAACCUCAGGAGGAGGCUCCGGCUGCAAAGCGCCUCCUGGCCCCACUUUGGUUGGAGGUGACCCCCACCUUGCACAAUUAAAAGCACGCACACAAAAAACCCUGCCACUUACAUUACUUAGCCUGAAGACAAGAGGCUCCCCCGUUAGCAAGCAGUGCCGCUGCCCGUUCGCUCCCCAGCAUUACAUGUAGAGCGGCUUGCAGCUUGCCUCUUCUGCAGCUCCCAGGUGGAAUCUACACACAUACGUAUUUAAAAAACCGCUGUGAAAAUGCUUUGUUUUAAAAACGCAUUGAAUUUUGCCUAGCUCUCUCGCCACCUAGUGCCACAUUUGUAUAUUGCACUUUACAACACCUUUGAAGCAUUUCAUUUGCAGCUGCGUAGCGGAGUCUCCCCGAACAGGGGGUUCUGCCUCGGUGCCUCCUGUGUUUCCGUACUGUAGUACCUGUCCCCAAACUACCUUCUUUGGCAGAGGAAUAACCAGCAGCUACUUCUCUUCAGCCGCCAUUCUCCAGUGUAGCAUGUGGAGGUUUGGCUUUGGAGAUUCAAAGCUUGAGCCCAGCCUGUGCUGCCAUUCCUUUCCAGGAACUCCAAGGUUGCCCGCCCCUAAGGUUGCUUCCACGCUGGGACUUUUUGGCUCGGCUGAGGCUUCCCUUUCCCCCCAGUCAGCUGGAAGAGAAAUGGAAAGGGUGGCUUCUCGGCACACUUAAAAAGAGCAAUACUUUUUCCUCACCCUCAACCGUUGGCAGCCUUGCACUAAAAUAACGCUGCUUUGCUCUGCAAAGCCCUGACUACUUCACACAACUAUUUAAUUUGUUGCUUCCUGCGCCUUCAGGCAGGGUGGAUUUUAUUACUGGUUUCCCCUUUGCACACUCUUCCAGUGUGGUGUAGUGGUUAAGAGCGGUGGACUCGUAAUCUGGGGAACCGGGUUCGCUUCCCCGCUCCUCCACAUGCAGCUGCUGGGUGACCUUGGGCUAGUCACACUUCUCUGAAGUCUCUCAGCCCCACUCACCUCACAGAGGGUUUGUUGUGGGGGUGGAAGGGAAAGGAGAAUGUUAGCCGCUUUGAGACUCCUUCGGGUGGUGAUAAAGCGGGAUAUCAAAUCCAAACACCACCUCCUCCUCCUCCUCCUCCUCCUCCUUUUCUUCUUCCAAUGUCAGAUGCCAGCCAACCAACCUUUUCAGACUGCAACUGAGCAAUUUCACAAAAACUUGAGUGUGCAAAAUCUUGGGCCUUUGCCGCUAGGGUAGAAGCAACCUCUUCUAGCAUGAGCAGCUAGGCUUUCCUUCUAAAUGGCACACUUAACAAGACAACCCCAUCUGCAAUAAUCUGGCUUUGCUUUGUUUUGCCUGUCCUACUUCCCAGGUUUAAAGCUGCUUCCAGCUGGUUUUAGGGAAUUCCUUCUAAAUGUCUUGUGUUGCCUGCUUUUGGCACCCUGGAUUCUGAAUGUAAAGGGGGGCACCUCCUGCCCCCCUGAAACUAUUGCACCUGUCUCUCUUUCCUAAUAGAUUUGUAAAUUUAUUGUUUUCUUUUGUAGCAGGGUUUGAGAAGUCAAAUCGGAAAUUCCCCUGGGACAGAGGAGGGCAAAAUGGAAUAAUUUGGGAGGUUGUUUAAUGCACACUCAGUGUUUUAGAAGACUGUCCAAAGCUGGACGGUUCCUGUGCAUCAGGUUUUUGAAGUGCUGAUUGCAAAAUCUAGAUCUCUUCAACAGAUUUUGUCAAGGCAGUGAGCUGUCUUCCCGGUUCCCCCACAAUUGCUGUGUUUUGCUUGGCAAUGUAAUGUGUGACCACCUUUCGUUUUGAAUUAAAAUCUUGAUACUUCAUAAAUGUCCAAACCGAUGUUGCACAGCGCCCGUAACCCAGAGGCGUGCGAGUACAAGACAUCUGGAUGUACAACCAGCCAUUUUGCCUUUAAAAACUCUUAUAUUUUCAGCUUGGGUGGGGGAGCCGCUGGAGAGACAAUGGCUUGGUGCAUCUCUCUCCUCUCUGACCCAAUGCCCACUGCUACAAUUAUUGCUCUUAAAUGUAAAAUCUGUUUGCGCAGUUGUGGAAGGUGUGAUGAGUUUAGGCCAACGGGAGAAGCCGAUGGAGGGUCGUUGCAUUGUGUACAGAAACACCCCCACCCCUAAGGCAUUUGGGUGGCUUAAGGUCAAGCACAAGGACUUUCUCGAAAUUCUGCAUGGUCCAAAGUUCAUAUGUGUGGUGAAGAAACCAGGAUGUGCCUAAAACAACGGAACCCGAUAAACUGUUUUAUGUUUGCCUCUGUACUUCCAGUGCAGAUUUCCAUGGACUGAAUGAAGCCUUUCCAGUUCAGCCAAGCACUACAGACCUUGGCAUUUCUUCCCCAUUUCUUUAUGUUUUCUUCCUUGCUUUUUUCAGUCGAAAAUUAUUGUUCUCCUUGGUUUGUCCCACGGGGUUGCUUUCUGCGCAAGGCCCUCGCCGACUCCUGGCCUUUGCUGUCCUCCUUUGCCAUUGCACAGGCGAUGCAGUGACGUUCUUCCAAUCUGUUAGAAGUAGCAAAAGCCAGCUGCGUCGGCCAGCCUUUUCCCAACCUGGCUGCCUUUCAGAAUUUUUGCGCUACAGUUUCUGGCAGCCACUGCAGCCACGCUGGGAGUUGCCGUCCAAAACACCUGGGAGCGCGUCAGGUUGGCGGAAGUUGUGCUGGACUUCAUAUCUCCACUGUUCUCCUCUGCUGAGAGACUGGAAAGAGCGCUGGCAUGCUGGGGCAGGAUUCAAGGCUGUGUUUUCCUUUGGAGAUGGCAGUGUUGGAAUAAAUAAAAGGAUUGGCAUUUAUCUGCGGUGUGUGUGCAUAUGUUGCUGUGGCUCUGUCAUGGGCAAGUGGGUCCGUUCACUUUCCACUCUUCAAGAACAUGGGAAGGAUGUUAACAAAUGCCACGCAGCCAAAUGGGUCUCUCUCAUAGCUGCCAAGUUUUCCCUUUUCUCGCGAGGAAGCCUAUUCAGCAUAAGGGAAAAUCCCUUUAAAAAGGGGAUAACUUGGCAGCUAUGGUCUCUCUUCCUUAAAGACCCCGCCGAGGGCCUAGAAGCUGCUUUUGGCUCCUGUCCUAGAGAGCAUUCAAACAUGGGGAACAGAGUGCUUGUUUUCCUUAUAAUAGAAUCAUAGAGAUGGAAGGGACCCUAGGGGUCAUCCAGUCCAACCCCCUGCUAUGUAGAAGUCUCAGCUGAAGAACCCCUGACAUUUGAUCAUCCAGCCUCUGCUUAAAAAACCUCCAAGGAAGGAGAGUCCACCGCCUUCUGAGGGAAUCCAUCCCACUGUCAAGUGGCUCUUGCCUUCAGAAAGUUCCUCCUGAUGUUUAGCCGGAAUCUCCUCCCUUGCCAUUUGAGUCCAUUGGUUUGGGAGCAGCGGAAAACAAGCUGGCUCCAUCUUCCAUAGGAGAGCUCUUUAGAUAUCUGAAGAUGGCUAUCCUAUCACUUCUCAGUCUUCUUUAUUCCAGGCUAAAUAUGCCCUCAACCAUUCCUCAUCGGGCAUGGUUUCCAGACCCUCCUAAAAUGGUGGUGCCCAAGAACACAGGACUCCAGGUGGGGUCUAGCCAAAACAGAAUAGAGCAAUACUAUGACUUCCCUUGAUUUGGACACUUAAGACUUGAUUUGCCUUGAGAGAGUCUUUAAACCUCUUUUGCUGACCACCAACGUUAUGCUUUCCAUUUUUAAGUUCGGAAUAGAGUAGUUGCUUUGGAAGACGAUCAUCAGGCAUCCGCACAACAUAAUAACCAGUCCAACGAAGUGGAUGUUGAAGAAUCACUGGAGAUCUUUGCUUCUUCCGGUACACUGCUAUUAGUUCGCCUGUCUUCCCAAGUGAUGUGUAACAAUUUUUGGAGACACUGUUGAUGGAGUCUUUCGAGGAGUUGGAGAUGGCGUUUAUAAGUGGUCCAUGUUUCACAAGCAUAUAGUAAGGUUGGUAGAGCUUCGCCCCCCCCCAAAAAAGCUGGCAACCUUGCUUCCAGGGAUGUGUGCUACCAUUCCAAGUGGAUCUAGGCACCAAUGACACCCUUGAGAGCUUGGUGCAGGCAGGCAGGCAGGCCGUUUGAAGUGGGAGAAGCCCAGGACCUGCCCACUGCUCAGCGUGAUAUUCUCAAAAAGGCAAAGCAAAAUAAAUAUAUACGAGCUGCCACUAGGAGGCAACCGAGGAUCUUAAACCUCUCUUAUUUGCUCACUGCUAUCAAGAAUAUUGAUGGAAAUUGGGCACAAAUGCUCUGUGAAGGCUGUAAAUCUAGGGGUCAGCUAUCUUUUUCAGCCAUGGGCAGGUCCACCGUCCCUCAGACCAUGUGGUGGGCCGGACUAUUUUUGGGGGGGGGGGGAUUGAACAAAUUCCUUUCCCCCACAAAUUAGCCAGAGAUGCAUUUUAACUAAAAGGACACAUUCUACUCGUGUAAAAACAUGCUGAUUCCCGGACCAUCCGUGAGCCGGAUUGAGAAGGUGAUUGGGCCGCAUCCGGCCCACGGUCCUAAGGUUGCCUACCCCUGCUGUAAUCCAUACAAUAAAGGGGGAUCGCAAGUUUGGAAACUUGCUUGAUGGAGGCUCCUCUCGGACUCUGGAUGAGGUUCCGCUCUCAGCUACCCCAGCGAAAGGCCGGUAACUCGGUCCAGACUUGGUCAUCUUUCUUCUUUGGCGAUCCCUCAUAGCCGAGUAAGAUUGUCUUCCAUAAACACCGUUUCAACAGUGAGUCCAUAAGUGACUGUGGAGGCCAAUUCUGGAUCC
This is a messenger RNA of Zootoca vivipara (common lizard), 11108 nucleotides long. RefSeq names its product coiled-coil domain containing 50 (gene CCDC50). Gene Ontology annotation, cellular component: cytoplasm. Lineage: Eukaryota; Metazoa; Chordata; Lepidosauria; Squamata; Lacertidae. Gene Ontology annotation, molecular function: ubiquitin protein ligase binding. The record is from RefSeq and is a predicted model, not a curated record.